Momordica charantia (bitter melon) is the source of this 2256-nucleotide messenger RNA. RefSeq names its product root UVB sensitive-like protein (Protein of unknown function, DUF647) (gene RUS1). Lineage: Eukaryota; Viridiplantae; Streptophyta; Magnoliopsida; Cucurbitales; Cucurbitaceae. Gene Ontology annotation, cellular component: chloroplast envelope. The record is from RefSeq and is a predicted model, not a curated record. Gene Ontology annotation, biological process: response to UV-B; developmental process.
UAGCGCUUGGUUUUUUUUUCCUCUGAAAUUUAUCGUUAUUUUAUACCUGCGGUUUCUGGUUAUUGAGAAGCUGCGUAUUCGAAGCCUUUCAAUCUAUUUUCUUAAUUUUGUCCGCCAUGAUGAUCCAGAAGAACGCGAAGUUAUCGCCGCCAUUGUUCUCGUCGCCCAUGCCGAGGUCAUGCGCAGCAGUGAGACCUACUCUUACUGUAUUUCCCCGCUUUUUCAACGCCGCGAAACUCGUCCAACGACAUUUCUCUCAUUCUAUCGAGACUAGAGUGGAACUUGCUCGCGUUCAUUCCCCGUUUCAUCCUCCUCUGCUGGCUGGCGACGGCAUUGGGUGUGGUGGAAACAGUAAUGGUGGUUGGAAUAAUCCAUAUCAUUUUGGGAGUUUCGGGUGGUGGCAUGAUGACAAUAAUUUUUCCCAAGGGCCGCAUAAUGCCUUCCUUGCCCUCUUCCUCACCUCCGUUCUGUGUUGUUUCUGCCAUUUUCAGUUGGCUGCAGCACUAGCACGUAAUGAUCUGAACUCUGGGUCUAUUUGGGAAGUCAAAGGAGGUAAGCGAAUCCGCAUCAUUCUUGAUACAUUUAGGGAUGAGUUCCAUGUUGCAACUGGCAUGCCGUCGUCUCCGUUAUCCUUUUCCUGUGUCAAUUUUUGGUUUCGUUGCAGCGAUAUCUUCAGGCAUUUGAUGCUUCCGGAGGGUUUUCCAGACAGUGUUACCAGCGACUAUCUGGAAUAUUCUCUUUGGCGAGGAGUCCAGGGUAUCGCUAGCCAAGUUAGUGGGGUGCUUGCAACGCAGGCACUGCUUUAUGCUGUUGGAUUAGGAAAAGGAGCUAUUCCGACUGCUGCUGCCGUCAAUUGGGUACUGAAGGAUGGAUUUGGAUACCUGAGUAAAAUAUUCCUCUCAAAAUAUGGGCGGCAUUUUGAUGUCAAUCCGAAGGGGUGGAGGUUGUUUGCUGAUCUUCUGGAAAAUGCUGCCUUUGGGAUGGAGAUGCUAACUCCCGCAUUUCCCCAUCAUUUUGUUGUGAUUGGUGCUGCUGCUGGGGCUGGACGAUCUGCGGCCGCCUUAAUUCAGGCUGCUACUAGGAGUUGUUUUUAUGCUGGCUUUGCUGCUCAAAGAAAUUUUGCUGAGGUGAUUGCUAAGGGUGAAGCACAAGGAAUGGUUAGCAAGUCUAUUGGUAUGAUGCUUGGCAUUACAUUGGCUAAUCGUAUAAGGUCCUCAACAUCUCUUGCUCUUGGUUGCUUUAGCGUAGUGACCUUCAUCCACAUGUUCUGCAAUCUAAAAUCAUACAAGUCCAUUCAACUAAGGACAUUAAAUCCUUAUCGUGCAAGUUUGGUCUUCAGUGAAUAUCUUUUAAGUGGUGAAGUGCCUCCUAUUAAAGAUGUGAACAAUGAAGAACCUCUUUUUCCUGCUGUACCAUUUCUUAAUACAAGACUUGCUCGUGGUGAACCAAAAUUGCGUUUACUCUCUACUGAAGCAAAGGAAUCAGCAGCUAAUAUUGAAAAGCGACUGCAAUUGGGAUCUAAGCUCAGUGAUGUGGUGAGCUGUGAGGAGGAUGUUCUUGAACUCUUCAGUCUGUAUAAAAAUGAAAAUUACAUUCUAUCUGAGCAGAGGGGAAGAUAUUGUGUAAUGCUUAAAGAAAGUGCUUCACCAGUAGACAUGCUCAAGGCAUUGUUCCAUGUCAAUUAUCUGCACUGGCUAGAGAGAAAUGCUGGAAUAAUAGCAAGAAGUGCCUCUAAUGACUGCAGACCGGGGGGAAGGUUGCAAAUAUCUCUGGAGUAUGUGCAAAGGGAAUUCAACCAUGUCAAAUAUGAUGGGGAAUUAGCGGGUUGGUUAACUGAUGGCUUAAUUGCGAGGCCGUUAGCUAAUAGGAUUCGUCCAUGUCAUUUAGUCACGUAGUUUGCUUCAUGAUGAGAUUCAGGAAGGACAUUUCUAGUAAUACUGGAUCUUGUAUUACUUGAAGUAAUAAUGGUGUGCAAAGAGAUCUAUAUGAAAUUCAUUCUCACUUUAUACACUUAACACUUCUAAAAAAGAAAAGGUGAGACAGUAAGUCUAGGUUUUUGGGACUAUAGACAAAAUGCCCCCUUAGAAUCUGAGUUGAAGAAAGAUAUCUUUUUUUCUAUAAUUUCAAAAAAAGUUGAUACACUAGACGGAUGUGUAAAAACUAUUCUCUCUUUUCCGUCACUUUUACAUGAAACAUGAAGAGGGAAGGAAGACCAAACAAGUUCCUAACCCAUAUUCUUAUUCUUGUUCUUGUUUA